CCUCCUCCCUCUCCCCCCUUUGUCGCUCCCCCCUUUGUCGCUCCCCCCUUCUUGUCCCCAAACCCCCCCAGGCUUGUCUUCCGCAAUCCUCGCUGUGCGAGCCCACCCGCAACCAUGAGGUACAGCCUGAUCGCCGCGCUACCGGCCCUGGCCGCAGCGUCGCCCACCUUCUCGACAGAGACGAUCCACAAGGACUCGGCUCCCGUCCUGUCGUCGACGACGGCCAAGGAGGUGCCCAACAGCUACAUGGUCGUGUUCAAGAAGCACGUCAAGGAUGCCUCCAAGCACCACGACUGGGUCCAGAGCGUCCACUCCAAGAACUCACAGGAGCGCAUGGAGCUGCGAAAGCGCUCCACGGACCUGCCUGUGACCAGCGAGGUCUUUGCUGGCCUCAAGCACACAUACGAGAUGACCGGCAUGAAGGGCUACUCGGGUCAUUUUGACGACGAGACCCUCGAGGCGAUCCGUAACCACCCUGAUGUUGACUACAUCGAACGCGACUCGGAGGUCCACACGCUCGGCGGCGAGGAGCCCGAGAUCGAGAAGAACUCCCCCUGGGGUCUUGCCCGUAUCUCGCACCGCGACUCGCUGAGCUUCGGCACCUGGAACAAGUACCUCUACGCCGCCGACGGCGGUGAGGGUGUUGACAUCUAUGUCAUCGACACUGGCACAAACACCAAGCACGUCGACUUUGAGGGUCGUGCCAAGUGGGGCAAGACCAUCCCCAACGGUGACUCCGACGAGGAUGGCAACGGCCACGGCACCCACUGCUCGGGCACGGCUGCCGGUAAGAAGUACGGUGUUGCCAAGAAGGCACACGUGUACGCCGUCAAGGUGCUCCGCUCCAACGGCUCGGGCACCAUGUCCGAUGUCGUCAAGGGCGUUGAGUUCGCGGCCAAGUCUCAUCUCGAGACUGUCCAGGCUGCCAAGAACGGCAAGAAGAAGGGCUUCAAGGGCAGCACUGCCAACAUGAGCUUGGGAGGUGGCAAGUCCACCACCCUCGACAUGGCUGUCAACGCCGCCGUCGACGCUGGCCUCCACUUCGCCGUGGCUGCCGGUAACGACAACGCCGACUCGUGCAACUACUCCCCUGCUGCGGCUGAGAACGCCGUCACCGUCGGUGCCUCCACUCUUCUCGAUGAGCGUGCCUACUUCUCCAACUACGGAAAGUGCAACGACAUCUUUGCCCCUGGUCUCAACAUUCUCUCCACUUGGAUCGGCUCUGAGCACGCCACCAACACCAUCUCUGGUACCUCGAUGGCCUCGCCUCACAUUGCUGGUCUCCUUGCCUACAUGCUGUCUCUUCAGCCUGCCAAGGACUCUGCUUACGCUGUUGCCGACAUCACCCCCAAGAAGCUCAAGGCUAACUUGAUCGCUAUUGGCACCGUUGGUGCUCUCUCUGACGUGCCCAGCAACACCGCCAACGUCCUCGCCUGGAACGGUGGUGGCUCGUCCAACUACUCUGAGAUUGUUGAGAAGGGCGGCUACACGGUCAAGAAGGCUGCCAAGGAGCAGAAGGAGUCUGAGUUCACCAUCACCAUCCCAUCUCUCUCCGAGCUUGAGGAGGACUUCGAGAAGGCCAAGGAGUCUGCUGGCCGCAAGACUCACCGUGUUGGAGGUAAGCUCCAGGAACUCGAGGCUGAGAUCGAGGACUUCAUCGCCGAGGAGAUGAGCGAGAUGUUCAAGGAGGUCAAGGAGCGCCUCGCUAGCCACUAAAUGGCAAGAUGGUUAUAAUUCACACGUUCAGACGUGAUCUACUUCUACAUGGCACGGGAUGAUUUGGGAACAGGCGUCGAAUGGUGAUACGGCGCGUAUGUUUUCAUAUUUCAUUGGGCACAAUUUGAUGUAACUGUAUGCUACUGGAUGGGUUCGGAUACGAAACGUACAACGAGAUGGACUAGAUAUCUGGAAAUGAAUCUUCUUAUCUCCAUA
Exserohilum turcica Et28A is the source of this 1932-nucleotide messenger RNA. RefSeq lists its product as uncharacterized. Lineage: Eukaryota; Fungi; Ascomycota; Dothideomycetes; Pleosporales; Pleosporaceae. The coding region runs from base 115 to 1716 and encodes 533 amino acids. The transcript has 2 exons. Gene Ontology annotation, biological process: proteolysis. Gene Ontology annotation, molecular function: serine-type endopeptidase activity. The record is from RefSeq and is a predicted model, not a curated record.